UCUGAAUUGGUUUAAACCAAAGUAGCUUCUAUGAAACAUAGACGAUUUCUUUGUAAUAUUGCCAAAUUGGCCUAAUAUGGAUCUACAUAUUAAUCUAUAAUUGUAAACAAAUGCGUUAUUUUAAGUUCAAUCGAGGUGACAUUAAGAUGUAUACUAAUUUGAAGGUAAUAUACCUCUCCUUUGCAAUUGCAUUUCUAUGGGAAAUAGCGAAUGCAAAGUCAACUAGAACCUGUUGGGGAAAAAAGAGGACGUUAAAAGAAAUCGAGUGCCAAAAGGGACACGCAAUACGUAUCAUUGAGGCAUUUGCUCAUCUCGACGCCAAGUCUAGGAAUCGAACGUGUGACCUACCUUCCUAUAAUCAGACAACAUGCACACAAUAUGAUAUAACACAAGAUGUCGUCGAUACAUUGCAAGGCUGGACAAAUAAUUUCUGGACCAUUCUUAAGAUAAACUUAGAUACAUGUUGUAGUCCUCUACGAUGUCAAACAAUUAAUUAUGAGUGUAUUCCAGCAAAGUGUCCCCAACUUUAUCCUCCUCAAGACGGACAAAUACAGCCAUCUAACUCCACGCGUGAUGUAGGAUCUAAAGUAACGUAUUCCUGUAGUACGGGUUAUAGAAUAUCGAACGUUUGGCCUCCUUCGCGUUCAUGUAAACUCGUGACAUCAAGAUUACCGAGCAAUGGACGGCUACAGGUUUCUAAGUACGAUUGGAAUAGAAGAAACCCAAGAUGUGAUUUAGAUCCGAAGGCGUGUAAUAUGUCAGUAAGGCCAUUGUAUUCGCUUGGCCAUCUGUGCUUUGAAGACCAUUUUAAUAAGGCAGAUUUAAAGUCAUCUAGCGAAUCAAAUGCCUUUUGCACAUCGAAGGGUUCUUCACUUCUCCUGUUGUCAAAUGAAGAUGUACGGUCGUUGCUAUUUGAGAUCGUACGAAAAGCAACUUCCCUUUAUGGAAAUGGUUCUACAGACAGCUACUGGAUCAGGGGAAACAAGAACUUUCUACCAGACUAUUCUAAAAAGAUGUGCUAUUACGUAAAGGUCAUUGAUUUGUCGAGUGUAAUAGCAGACGUUGCCCAAGAUACAAUUGAGUACAUAAACGAUGGUAUAGCUGUUUAUGGAACAAAAGUAUGCUCCACAAAACGGGGAUUUCUAUGUCAAUAUGAGCCCUAUAAGGCAGAUAAAUGUGAAUCCAUUAUUGAUGCUCCAAACAAUGGAUGGGUGCAUUUGACCGAUGGAAAAAUUGGCACAGUUGCGAAAUAUGGAUGUAAUGUAGGUUUUGCACUGGGAAAUCGCGCAAAUGCAGAGAGGCAAUGUCUUCCAAGCGGUUUGUGGGAUGGGACUACCCCCACAUGUGAACUGGUAGACUGUGGUCCUCCACCCAUGGGAACAGGAAUGGCCAACAUAUUUGGAUUGGAGGACACUAAAUAUGGCUCUGUUGUCGAAUAUGCAUGUCAGAGCGGAUUCAGUCUACAGACCACAGACGGGGACAACACAAGGGAGUGCCUUGCAAAUGGACAUUGGUCAGAUGAGACUAUUUGGUGCACCCAAGUUUCUGAUCGAACCAAUAACACCGCUACCAGUCUACCUGUUCAAGUUUCUGAUCCAACUAAGAACCCCGCUAACAGUCUACCUGUACGAUCCCAACCUAAUGUACGUUUCGAUGGUGCAAGUAUUGGAAUAGGGAUCGCCGUAGGAGUGCUUGCUGUAGGUCUAGUCGUUGCUGUCGUACUCAUAUACAGACGAUAUUCUUCAAUGAAACCGACAGGUGUGUCACGAAGCGGAAACCCUGUUAUCAUAGACCCAAUAUCCAAUCCAGUAUUUGACAAUUUAGAACGUAUAGAAAAAGAUGGAGAACAGGCAGUUUCAGAUAGGCCAACAAACCAUUAUGCAACCCCCAUAGUGAACCCAGAUAAAAAGGGGAGUGCCGCGUAGAUUUCUAAAUGACCUGUGCGAAAGAUAAUAAGAUAAUAAGUACUCACAUCCAGUGAAAAACCUCUUACUUACCCACAAGAGCAGCAAAAAUGAAAGUCUCGCAAUCUCUGCAGUAAAAAUGGAAAGACUCUAUUAUGGCAAUACCUAUAUCAACAUGAAUCAUGUUUAAAAUUUGUCUAAUGAUAAUGCGAUCAAAUGAACAAGAAGGUGGAGACAUGAGUUAAAGUUUCGAAACAAAUAUCGCAUUUUACAUUAAUUCAGGAAAUGAACAUUCUGAUACUCAUAGCAUCUU
This is a messenger RNA of Owenia fusiformis, 2217 nucleotides long. The record is from the annotation of a GenBank genome assembly. NCBI's taxonomy places the organism in Eukaryota, Metazoa, Annelida, Polychaeta, Sabellida, Oweniidae.